AUAACAUCUUCGCAUCUUUCCAGCUCCACUUAAUAAAACCAGUUCUAGUUUCUACACGGGUAGUGAUGUGAUUUUGGUUGCAGAGAAAGCAGCUUUUACAGAACUUUCAUCCAUUUAAUUUGAUAUCAAAUCUGUGAUUUAUUCUGGCGGUCAAUGCGUGGAAGCUAUAAAUAGGACCUAGUACAUCUGUUUUGCUCGUCUUCAUCAGACUUUCGAGACACACGGAGUUGGGCGCGCGUGUGCAUGGUUACAGGUAUAGGCGGGAGCCAAAAACGAAUUUAUCCGGGAACCACGGCACUUGUAUACGGGUGGACAGUAUCUACAAUCGGUGUUUUGGAUUCCCAGGGUUUUAAAUAUUGUCAAACUCGUCCUUAUCAUCUUUACACCCACUUCGGAUGUAUUCCCACAUCCCUGUUGUGUAAUUUAGUUGAUGCCCAGCGCUUUUGUGCGCAACUUUACAUCUGGGUUGUCAGAAGAAAAUCACAAGGAGAUCCCUCGCACUAGUCAGGUUGCCUUGUUGUCAACCCGCCUUAUUGUUUUGCUGCGACAAAAGCGACAGUUUCCUUGAAGGUUUGGAUUUCAGCAAUGAGAGAGCGAUGGGAUUUAUCGCAUUAUCUAGCGGUGUUCUUCUCGUUGAUGGUACUGUGGCAGUCAAGAUCAAUAGUGGAAUCGUCUGCAUAUGCUUCAGAGGCCUUCAAAAACAACAUCACUCUGUUCACCCGGAUCUUGGACCGCCUUCUGGAUGGCUAUGACAACCGAUUACGACCUGGACUUGGAGAUCGGGUGACGGAGGUGAAGACGGAUAUUUAUGUCACAAGUUUCGGUCCAGUGUCAGACACAGACAUGGAGUACACUGUGGACGUGUUCUUCCGUCAGAGCUGGAUUGACGAGCGGCUGAAGUUCAACGGGCCCAUGAACAUCCUGCGGCUGAACAAUCUGAUGGCCAGUAAGAUCUGGACGCCCGACACCUUUUUCCACAACGGGAAGAAAUCUGUGGCUCACAACAUGACCAUGCCCAACAAACUGCUCCGGAUCAUGGAGGAUGGAACACUGCUGUACACCAUGAGGUUAACGGUCCAGGCAGAAUGUCCCAUGCACCUCGAAGAUUUCCCCAUGGAUUCCCACUCCUGUCCACUGAAGUUUGGCAGCUAUGCCUACACAAUGGCCGAGGUGACGUACAUUUGGACCCGAAACGCAUCAGCGUCAGUGGAGGUAGCACCAGAUGGAUCCAGACUGAACCAGUAUCGCCUUCAGGGACAAACUGUGGGGACAGAGACCAUUAAAUCAAGCACUGGUGAAUACACUGUCAUGACGGCCCACUUCCACCUGAAGAGGAAGAUUGGCUACUUUGUGAUCCAGACCUACCUGCCCUGCAUCAUGACCGUCAUCCUCUCCCAGGUCUCCUUCUGGCUCAACCGAGAGUCUGUACCCGCCAGAACUGUCUUUGGUGUGACCACUGUGCUCACUAUGACGACUCUCAGUAUCAGUGCCCGUAACUCUCUGCCGAAGGUGGCCUACGCCACGGCCAUGGAUUGGUUCAUUGCCGUGUGCUACGCCUUCGUGUUCUCUGCCCUCAUCGAGUUUGCUACCGUCAACUACUUCACCAAAAGAGGCUGGGCCUGGGAUGGCAAAAGUGUGGUGAACGUCAAGAAGAAGGAGGCGUCCGCCAUGAAGAAGAACAACGCCUAUGCCGUUGCUGUGGCAAACUAUGCCCCAAACGUCACCAAGGACCAAAGUGGUCUGCCCACCAUCUCCAAGAGCACCACCUCUGACCCCAACAAGGCCAAGCCAGAGGUCAAGCCAGAGCAGAACAAGAAGACCUUCAACAGCGUCAGCAAAAUCGACCGUAUGUCCCGGAUUAUGUUCCCCGUGCUCUUCGGUGGUUUCAACCUGGUCUACUGGGCCACCUACCUGAACAGAGAACCAGUCAUAAAGGACAUGGUCCCGUCCAAAUGAGUACAAAAUAUUUAUUUUGCAAAGAGACAGGACUCACUUUAUGCUGCCGGCCCAUGACUGAGGAUCUGUGUGUGAGUUAGGCUACAUGGAGCUGUGGCAUGCACUGGAGUCAGUAUGAUUGCUUUCUAUUGCAGGUGCAUUCAUUACAAGGAGAUAGGCGGGUAAAUUUUAACAAUUUUCUAGUUAAAUUGUCAUUUCUACUUGUAAAAGAGGUUAACAUUAACUUUAAAGUGGUGUAAGGAUUUUAUAUUUAUAUAAAGAAAGAAACCUCUGAUGCUUUAUCUAACUUCUAUUUGAGGUUCUGAUUAAUGAACCUUAAAGAAAACAACUGCCAUGAUUCAAUCAACACGAGAACUAGUGACCAAAUCCUUAUUAUAACCCUUUAUUGAAGACUCCUGUAUUAGAAAGCACGGACACCAAUUUCCUGUUUUUGUUCCAUUAUUAACCCUCACCAUGCCCAUCAUAUCUUACAUACUGUACAUGUUCACGUUUGAGCUUUUCUUUAUGUUUAUUGUCUCAAUUCACACAUUGGAAGGAAAUGUUGCACCAUUUUAUCAUCACACAGUGAACACAGGUACAUACAAGUGAGUGUUGAUCCUGCAGGUCCCUACAGUACACCGCUAGACUCACCAUGAGUUCAGGGAUGGAUGAAGGCUCACUGUUCUUAUCGUAGCUUUUGUAAUGACUCACAGGCUCUAAGACACUGACAGAGGGCAGUGAAUGGACACAAAGUGUAAGUGAAACUUGCAGGAAUGUACUGUGUGUCAAUAUGUAAUAUCAUAUGUAAUAUUGAUCUUUUGUAUUUACAGAUGAAUUUAAUGACUUUAUCCAGUACUUGAUUUCCUGUUGUUUCCAAUUUCAUGAGCAAUGUAGCCUUCUUCUCUGAUGUAGAUCAAAGGACCCAAAUACAUCAUGUUAAAUGCUUUACAUUUGGUGAUAUCAAGUCCAUCAAGUAACACUUUAUUUAGUAUUGCAUAGUUUGUUAACAAUUAAGUGAAUUAAGUUUUUUUUUGUGUAUAUUUUGUGUGAUUGAGGGCAUCAAGGUUGUCUCUAUUGAUCACUCUUUUAACUCCAUCAUAUGAUCACAUUUCUGUUUUAGCCAUGGGUGAGGGCACUAUACCAUGGAAUUUCUGUUGUAAGUAAAUAUGUAGUUUAGUGGAAAUUGUUACUGAAAUUGUUACUGUGUUGUACACAAUUUGGUAUAUUUAAAGAUGUGGCACAAAAUAGAAAAGAAAAAAAUACAUGUUUAUUGUCACACACUGGCUAGGUGCAGUGAAAUGUGUUGCUUUACAUGGUUACCCAUAAUCCCCUUGAACUGAACAGGUGUUUCAUGCGGUGUCCCGUGAGUUACCAUUACCAUAUUAAUGGCAUUUCAGUUUGACAUGGCAGCGAUAACAAAACAAAUCCAAUGAAAAAUACCAAUCAUGAGCUGUAACAACUAGAUACCCUAUGUUGUUGUCUUAUGUGUUUAUUUAUAUGGUGU
Messenger RNA from Oncorhynchus kisutch (coho salmon), 3439 nucleotides. Its product is annotated as gamma-aminobutyric acid receptor subunit alpha-2-like. Gene Ontology annotation, cellular component: membrane. The record is from RefSeq and is a predicted model, not a curated record. Gene Ontology annotation, biological process: chloride transport; monoatomic ion transmembrane transport; gamma-aminobutyric acid signaling pathway. Lineage: Eukaryota; Metazoa; Chordata; Actinopteri; Salmoniformes; Salmonidae. Gene Ontology annotation, molecular function: extracellular ligand-gated monoatomic ion channel activity; GABA-A receptor activity. The transcript has 10 exons. Bases 586 to 1956 code for a protein of 456 amino acids.